Molecule: messenger RNA, 4409 nt
Organism: Phaeodactylum tricornutum CCAP 1055/1
Lineage: Eukaryota; Bacillariophyta; Bacillariophyceae; Surirellales; Neidiaceae
Exons: 2
Coding region: 1-3939 (1312 amino acids)
Molecular function (GO): zinc ion binding; nucleic acid binding
Source: RefSeq, a predicted model, not a curated record
AUGGGGCGCUCCCGAGGGCGAUCCGUUUCGAGUGGGUCGUAUAAGGAAAUGAACACCAGUUCGAUCUCGACCAAAAUGAUGUCGCCUGAAGGGAGAAACGGUAGUACCGCCGAAGUAACACGAGAGCGCGUGUCGGUGGUGCGGGAGGUAUUGCAAGCUAUCCUGAUGCACUCAAAUCCUACCUCGGGUCGUUCGUUUCUGCAUGGUGAAGCGCUCUCAAGUGGUGAUUCGCACAUAGUUGCUGCUGAAGUCGAUACUAUUGAGCAGCUUCACAAGAUCCACUCCAGCGAUCACAAGGCGGGGGAAUUUGCUUGCAAUCUGGAGGAACAGAUAUUGACGCUCCCAGACAAAGAGUCCGGGUACACGCCACUUCACUGGGCAAUUCUGCGAGGCGAUCUCGCUAGUAUUCUGUUGCUCGUGCGCCAUUGCCUGACGGCCACGCACGAACACGAUUCCUUGUCUCGUCGUCUAUCGAAACGACCUAUGGACGUACUGCAAGGUUACGGCACGAAUGUUAGUGUCAUGUUAGCAAAGCUUAUUGCGGCACGGGACCAGGAGGGGCUCACUCCGUCCGAUUUACUGGCGAUACAGCAACGCUCCGAGCUUGCAGCUUGUCGACAAGCGCUCCUAUCAAUAUCCAGUCAAAUAAGUUCGGUCUCGACAGGCAGGCAAGAUAACACUUGGCUGAACGCUUCUGGAUUGCAUUUGACUGAUGCGGAUGAAACAGACGAAGCGAGCGACACUCUCCGAGAUACAAUUCAUCUUGAAACAGAAGCCACAGAAAGUUCGUUGUUGGAUUGCAAAAGGAAUCUGUCUGAAUACGGUUGCGAAGUUUUAACGUUUGGAAGUGCACACAUCUGCGCGUCAGGAGUGUCAACUAGUGCAUCAUGUUCCAGUAGCGGUACUACGUUGAACGCAAGGCCUAUUGUUGGAGCGGCCACUUCUCGUCCUCAGCGCGUCCAGGCCUUUGGGCAGGAGCGAGUUGGACGCAUGGGCGGAGCAGUUUCUGUCUCAGCUGCAUCGCACCAUACGCUGGUUCUGACUCGAAAUGGACACGUGUAUGCCUUUGGGCUUGGCAAAGGCGGCCGUUUAGGAACGGGAGACGAGUCGCAUUGCGCUUUACCAACACGAGUUGUAGGCUUAUCUCAUCACAAAGUUGUGGGGAUUUCGGCAGCUGAGUCCCAUUCCCUCUGUGUUACAAAGACUGGGAUCGUCUUUGCUUGGGGAUCGAAUCGCUUCGGACAGCUGGGUUUGACUUUGGAUGACUGUAGCACACGAUCCGUUCCCCGGAGGAUCGAUAAUCUCAAGAAUACGCAAUGUGUCGCAGUUGCUGCCGGUGCCAAGCAUUCCGUUGCGCUUUCCAGAAUAGGGGAAGUUUUCGUAUGGGGUGACAAUACGGCGGGGCAAUUGGGUGUGAGUCGACGUAACGGAACGCACCGUGUACAUCGAGUAGAAGCUUUGUGGGGUACAUCGCCUCCCAAAGUUGCAAUGUCCAUUUGUGCUUCAGAAAAAACGACUCUCGUGCUGACGCUACCAUGGGGCCGCACCGGCGUACCAGUGAACAGCAUCUACACUUGGGGACACGGCAACCAUGUGCCAAGCAAGAUUCAACUGAAUCCGUCGGUCGAAACUCGAAACCGCUUAGUGAAUCCUGUUAGCAUUGCCUGCGCUCGUUUUCACAACGUAGUAGUUUCUUCGGACGGGUUAGUAUACACAUGGGGCUUACACGCGGAGUCCUUGGGAACCCCAGUCUCAGCAAAAAAAGGCACUGCAAUGGCUGUGCCACAAUUGGUACAAGGUAUGCUCCCGCACAAUGGGGGAGGUGUUGCUGUUGGUGUGUCAGCGUCGGAGAAUCACACUGCGGUUAUCACGGAUACGGGUGCCUUGUAUACCUGGGGGGCUGCCUAUGGUAAAGAUGUGCUGGGCCACGAAGGAAUCCGGUGGCAACCGGACCCGAAACGUGUUCCAGGAAUUCAUCGGGCCGUUAGCGUGUCGGCUGCAAAGGAGCAUACGGUUCUUCUUGUCGGUGCUACCUUUUCACGGAGUCCCCAUCGACGGUCGGACUUCGUGCCCUCCCUAGAGAGCCUUGCCGCCGAGAUAGUUGCGCAUCAUGUGGACCUAUUUAAUGUUAUCCCUGUUUUGAUAACCGCUGAACGGAUACAUUCCCCGUUUUUGGUUGAAUACUGCGACAAUUUUAUACGCCGCAAUCUGGAUGCUGUUUUGGACUUUGGGCAGAGAAGUGUUAUGAACGUCUACUUGGAAGAACAAAUUGCAAAGAUGUCUCCUCGGGGCGAAAUGAGCCAGGAUGGACAUAUUCAUCCAUUGUUUUUUGACAUUGCACUGGCAGGCGCAGAGAACAAGAAGAUGCAAUCUUUGGAACGUAGCUCGUCUUGCGGUGUACAUCAGUGGCUGGAAGCCUGUACAGGGCUUCGCGACAAAGCCUCUACGAAAUAUUUUGAGAGGCAUCACAAACUGUCGCGCGCUUUUACAUUGGCGGAUACGAGUUGUUCCAUGAGGCCCCUUUGUCAGCCGCCUCAAAACAGUACAAGAGGGAUCAGCGGGAAUGGAAAAAAUGAUCGUUCUUGCUCGGGCCAGUGCAAACAGGUAACUUCCGAGAUAAACCUUUCCACCAAGUCUUCAACGCUAGCGAAAUUUGACGCGUUGAAUAAGGAGACGCGAGCACUUCGAAAGCGCUUGGGUCAAAUUUCCAUAAUCGAAAAGGCUGCAGCGGGCGUGCAGUCUUUGACUCCAGAGCAGCAAGAGAAGGUUGCUCGUCGAUCUGAGCUGGAGGCAGAUCUGAUUGCUCUCCAACCAGCGCUGAAGCAAAUUGGUAGUCACUUGACCGAAACGAGAAUGGCAGAAAAGAAAGUGCAAUCAGAGAGCCAUAUAGAGCAAGCGGAAGAAGCGAAGAUUCAAAAUGACAACGCAAUUUCCCUAUUUCGAUGUGAAGUCUGUUCCAUCACAUGCCCAGACCUGCAAAAUUUAGAAUUUCACUUGAACGGUCGCAAGCAUCGGAAUAGAGUCGCCCAUUUAGCAUUCAAAGAUGAAGAACAAGCUAGAAAAGCUGUAGUUAAUGAAUGCAGGCGGAGGCAAAUAUUGGGUACGGAAGGAGGUGGCGGAGACAGGGAACAUUUCUCGUCUCGACCAUGGCAGUCACAAAAUGGCAAAGCAAUGACCUCACUACCAAAGUACCAGCUCCCCCCUCCACCUCACCCUUUUUCGGGAUCUGUGCCACCAGUUGGCCGUGGAGAAAAAAAAAGUUUGCAAAACAUAAUGGAGGAGGAAUCUCGCUUGCGGGCGGCAAGCAGCAAGGAGCCCACGAAGAUACCAAAAGUAGGCAUCGCGAGACCAUCCGAAACUUUCAAGACUCUACCACGAUCUGUACCUCCAAUCAUACAGCCGCUUGGAUCACCGUGUUCCAGAAAGUCAGCCCCUCGGGCUUUGCCAACUGCCACAGUCAGAACCGCAAUGCCAGUUUCUAUGCUGCCAUGUUCAGCAACAUCCUAUUCCCCGGCUAAUUCUUCACCCAAAGCAUUGUAUUCACUGGGAGACUUUUGGUCACCAAAAAAAGCAGCACCGCGGCCUGUAAUUCCCGCGGUGGCUUCUUGGGCGUCCCCCAGAAGCAGCCCUUCAAAUUCCGCAGUCACUACCCCGCCGAGCCAAAGUCUUAAAGAUAUACAGCAACAGGAAGAAGACUUGAAAACCAAGCAGGUUCCAAGCUGUGGGGAAAAUGGAAGGUGGUACAUUGAGCGGCGGGAACGUGCGGACUCGUUGACCGAGAUUCAAGCAAAGGAGGCCAGGGAAAAGGAGUUCCGUCGCUUCGUGGAAGAGCAACGCGAGAUAGAAAAAUCAAUGAUGCACGAGCUGGUGACCAGUAAAGAAGCGGACAACAAAAACCCGGCACGUAAACGAAUCCACUCAAAAGGCAAAAGGAGGUAACUUGAGUCUGCACCGAAACAUGAUUUGUGAAUACGAAGACCCGAACAGGGGAUAAGGUAGACAGGAUUAAAAAGGUAAAAGGCAGCAAAGUUUUGCAGCAAGAAAUGAGCUAUACCAGACGGACGAGUUACCAUGAAAACCCUCUGAACCUUUGCACACAUGCUUGUUGGCAGUAUCAAUCAGGAGAAUCCAAGGUGUGGGCAUUCUAGCCUAUACUGAAAACAAAAGAAUAUGGAUCCACUUUGUGGGAACCAUAAAUUAGGCCAAGAAGGCCAGAAUUCUCUGUUUUGUGUUCCAGAAUUAGAGGUCCGGACCGUCUAUCUACUGUACUGGUAAUCAAAAUGUCUGUCUUAGAGUCUCCGGGUGCUCUCUGGAUACCGCGCAAUGGUAUCAACAGUCACUCAAACUCCAGAGCUAGUACCAUAGCGCUAUUGGUAGGGAAAGUAGGUAGUUCUGUACACUUGUUCUCC